GAGAGAGAGAGAGAGAGAGAGAGAGAGAGAGAGAGAGAGAGAGAGAGAGAGAGAGAAGCGCGCGCACAGGAGUUCUCCUCGCGACACAGAGCGCGUCACGCGUCCAGUAGAAACUUCAAGCUCGAGACUCGAGUGUGCCAAGACGCGCGCUGCACUGACCCUCGCGCUUCUCACUCAAAGGAGUAUUCUCAUACAAGGAGUUCCUUAAACCUGAUGUAACUGAGAGUUUUAUGCAUCGUUCUUGUUUUUCUGGAUCCUUUCAUGAAGAAGGGACGUGAUGGGACUAAUUUUAUGUGGGAUUGGGAGCCGCAGUUGAGAGCAUGAGCCAGAACGUGCUGUCAUUUCACACACGGAUGGAGGACUGGUAUAUGAGUGACGUUCCCAUCAGCAGGGUCACGUUGCUGCCCACUAUUCUAUCAUCAUGACCACCGGUGAGGACACAGAACCAACCCUGUGGCCGGAUCGGACCAAAGCAGCUCAGGCUGAAGGCCCAGGCCUCGAGGAGGCUGAGGACCUGCCCGGUGGCCUUACUGGAAGUGGCGAAACAUCUUGGAAGUCCACUGGCAGCAUGGCAGAGGUGAAGGAGAAUGUGCAGCUUCCAUAUCCGACCCUUGCACCGGUGGUGUUCUUCUGGCUCCAUCAGAGCACUCGACCCCGCAGCUGGUGCCUUGCACUUGUGUGCAGCCCGUGGUUUGAGCGCAUCAGCAUGCUGGUUAUUCUGCUCAACUGCAUCACACUCGGCAUGUUUCAGCCCUGCCAAGACCUGGAGUGCCACUCUGACAGGUGCAGCAUACUGCAGUUCUUCACUCUGCAGGCCUUCGAUGACUUCAUCUUUGCAUUCUUUGCUGUGGAGAUGGUGUUAAAAAUGGUGGCCUUGGGGGUAUUCGGCCCGAAAUGUUACCUUGGCGACACCUGGAACCGCCUUGACCUCUUUAUCGUCAUGGCUGGGAUGUUGGAGUAUUCUUUAGAUGGUCAUAAUGUUAGUUUCUCAGCCAUCAGAACCGUACGGGUUCUCCGACCUUUACGAGCCAUCAACAGAGUUCCUAGCAUGCGGAUCCUGGUGACAUUGCUGUUGGAUACUCUACCGAUGCUGGGAAACGUCUUGCUGCUGUGUUUCUUCGUGUUCUUCAUCUUCGGGAUCGUCGGCGUGCAGCUGUGGGCGGGGCUUCUCCGAAACCGCUGCUUCUUUGACAGCAACGUCAGAAAGCUGUAUAAUGUUUCAGAGUCUGUGAACGAAUACUACAGACUGGACGAAACAGACGACAUCCCCUUCAUUUGCUCCACCAUUCGGGAGAACGGAAUGUUGCACUGCUACAAUAUCCCCAAACGCAGAGUGGGAGGGGCUGAUUGUGAACUCACGCCUGAUGAUGUCACAGAUCUGGUUUUUAAGGAACCGCAUCAUCAUGGAUGCGUAAACUGGAACUUGUACUACAACAUCUGCGAAGCAAGCGAACACAACCCCCAUAAUGGGGCUAUCAACUUUGACAACAUUGGAUAUGCAUGGAUUGCUAUCUUUCAGGUCAUCACCUUAGAGGGAUGGGUGGAUAUAAUGUAUUAUGUCAUGGAUGCACAUUCCUUUUACAACUUCAUCUAUUUCAUCUUCCUUAUCAUUGUAGGCUCCUUCUUCAUGAUCAACCUGUGCCUAGUCGUCAUUGCAACACAGUUCUCCGAGACCAAACAACGCGAGAACCAGCUGAUGAAGGAGCAGCGAGCACGUUUCCGCAGUAACGAAUCCACCUUAGGGAGCUUGACCGAACCAGGAUCCUGCUACGAAGAAAUGCUGAAGUACCUCGUCCACGUUUGUCGUAAACUUUGCCGUCACGCCUCACGCCUCUACGGCGAAUUAUGCCCUAAGAGACACGGGGGCGUGGCCAAUCCCAGCAGCUCCCUCUCAGUGGGUGGGACUAAUGGAUAUUGGAGUGACAAUGGAUCAAAGAUGGGUCCGACCCAAUACUGUAUGCUGCAUUAUCAUCACCCCCAUCAGAAUCAACAUUACCUCAGCAAUGGCAUAGAAAUGAAGACCCUUCAUCUCGAUAGAGAUUCUAAAAAGUCGCCAUCACUCCCACUUGCACUUCAAAAUUUAAAGGGUUUGAGGCUCGGUAUGAACUAUCCCACCAUCCUGCCCUCCAAAAUGUACACGAACUCACAUACUCGCUCACACUCGACCGGAGGAGUCAAAGCGCCAGCUUUCUAUAGCAGGAAGAUCUCUGUUUGUAGUGGAUACCAUGAUACUUACAAGUUGCAGCACGGUGUGUAUCCAGGGACAUGUUUGAGUGUGUGUGCGGACAGCAGGGUGGGGCUGGUGUCUUCAGAGUCAUCCUCCUGCCCGAUUUGCGCCCAGGAAAGUGAUGGUGUUAAUUGCGACUCCAACGGUGAAUCGGACCCAGAGAAGCAGGGGCCAGACGUCAGCUCGGAACAGAGCAAAAGAAACCAAGACAUGGAUGAAAAGGAGUCUGGGAAUGUGAACUGUGUGUGUGUGUGUUUUCAUUAUGCCAGAGCCAUUUUGAAGCGGAUUGUGGACAGCAAGUACUUUAACAGAGGGAUAAUGAUAGCAAUCCUCAUCAAUACACUCAGCAUGGGUGUGGAGUACCAUGAACAGCCGGACGAGCUGACGGACGUGCUGGAGAUCAGUAAUAUUGUCUUCACUAGUUUGUUCGCGUUAGAGAUGCUCCUGAAGCUUUCGGCCUGCGGUCUGUUCGACUACAUCAGCAACCCCUACAACAUCUUCGACGGGAUCAUCGUUAUCAUCAGUGUGUGUGAGAUCGUCGGACAAGGGGACGGAGGGUUUUCGGUGUUGCGGACGUUCCGGUUGCUCAGGGUGCUAAAGCUGGUGCGGUUCCUCCCCGCUCUGCGCAGGCAGCUGGUGGUACUGAUGAAGACCAUGGACAAUGUGGCCACCUUCUGCAUGCUGCUGAUGCUCUUCAUCUUCAUCUUUAGUAUACUGGGAAUGCAUCUGUUUGGGUGUAAGUUUACUCUACGUUUGGAGAAUGGGGACACGGUGUCUGAUAGGAAGAAUUUUGACUCACUCCUCUGGGCCAUCGUCACCGUUUUCCAGAUUUUGACCCAGGAGGACUGGAAUGUGGUUCUGUAUAACGGCAUGGCCUCCACCUCCCCAUUGGCCGCUCUGUACUUUGUGGCCUUGAUGACCUUUGGGAAUUACGUCCUCUUCAACUUGCUGGUUGCCAUCUUAGUAGAGGGCUUCCAAGCUGAGGGUGAUGCUAGCAGAUCAGACCUUGAUGAUGGCAUGUCGUCUGACUAUGGUGAUGAGGACAAACUGAGAGAACUGCUAAAAUCAGGAUCAGAGAUGAAAAUGCAGACAUUAAUGCCCAUCUCCAACGGACACCUGGAACCUCGAGCGUCUAUGCCACCUCACAUACAACUCAACGCCACACCCAGAACUGAGGUGUCACACAUCUACAGCCAAUCACGGCGCAACAGCAACACCUCCACCGAACCCCAUGACCAGAGAUCCCUGUCCAGCCUUUGGGGAAGUCGCCGCUCCAGUUGGAACAGUCUUGGCCAGGCCCCCAGUCUAAUAAGACGUUCUCAGUCAAGAGAUCGCGAGUCGCUGCUGUCUGGAGCGGGACAGGACAGCAUGGAUGAAAACCAAUCAGAUGAUGGGAAAUCCAGCAGGACCGGCAGUCUGGGCGGAGUUUCAUGUCUAGGGUCGUUUGAUUUUCCAGAGCUCUUGCAGGUUCCGCGCCCAUAUUUGGAGUGCAAUGGCAGAUUAGAUGGAAGUUAUCCAUCCUCUCCAAAAAUUAAACAGCCCGACCCAUCACCCACACAAGGGGCAGAUGAUGAUGAUUUUGAGGAGAGCUGGUGUCUCAUUCUGAAGAGACUGUUGGAGCCUUAUAAACCCCAGUGGUGCAGUGACCAUGAGGAUUGGUCUCUUUAUUUAUUUUCCCCUCAUAAUAAGUUCCGGAUUCGCUGUCAGAAAGUCAUCACUCAUAAGAUGUUUGAUCAUAUUGUGCUGUUCUUCAUCUUCUUCAACUGCAUCACAAUCGCUCUGGAGAGACCCGACAUCCAGCCCGACAGCACGGAGCGGGUUUUCCUUAAAGUGUCCAACUACAUCUUCACUGUGAUCUUUGUGGCUGAGAUGACUGUGAAGGUGGUUUCUCUCGGGCUGUACGCUGGUCCAGGCUCGUACCUGAAGAGCAGCUGGAAUGUUCUAGACGGUUUUCUGGUAUUUGUGUCUAUUGUGGACAUCCUGGUCUCACUCGCAUCCUCUGGCGGGAACAGAAUCCUGGGUAUCUUACGAGUUCUUCGACUGCUCAGAACACUAAGACCCUUGAGGGUCAUAAGCAGGGCCCCCGGACUGAAGCUGGUCGUGGAAACAUUGAUCACGUCUCUCAGACCUAUUGGAAAUAUUGUGUUAAUCUGUUGCGCUUUCUUUAUUGUCUUUGGCAUUCUGGGAGUUCAGCUCUUCAAGGGGAAGUUUCAUCACUGUGAAGGCUUUGACACUAGAAACAUCACCAAUAAAUCAGAGUGUCUGCUGGCGAAAUACAAAUGGGUCCGUAGGAAGUACAACUUUGAUAACCUGGGUCAGGCACUGAUGUCAUUAUUUGUCCUGUCAUCUAAAGAUGGUUGGGUCAGCAUCAUGUACGAUGGCUUAGAUGCCGUGGCUGUGGACAAACAGCCCAUAAGGAAUCAUAAUCCCUGGAUGCUUCUGUACUUCAUCUCCUUCCUGCUGAUCGUCAGCUUCUUCGUGCUGAACAUGUUUGUAGGCGUGGUGGUCGAGAACUUCCACAAGUGCAGACAAGACCAAGAGGAAGAGGAGGCCAGACGGAGAGAGGAAAAGAGAAAGAAGCGCAUGGAGAAGAAACGCAGGAAGGCCAUGCAGAGACCGUACUAUGCAGACUACUCUCCAACACGCCUCUAUAUUCACACGCUCUGCACUAGUCAUUAUCUGGACCUCUUCAUCACCAUCAUCAUCGCCAUUAAUGUCCUUACAAUGUCAAUGGAGCACUACAGACAACCCAAGUAUCUUGAUGAAGGUUUGAAAUACUGUAACUAUGUCUUCACGCUGGUCUUUGUGAUCGAGGCUGUGCUGAAACUGGUUGCCUUUGGCUUUAGGAGAUUUUUCAAAGAGAGGUGGAAUCAGUUAGACUUGGCCAUUGUUCUUCUCUCCAUCAUGGGCAUCACACUUGAGGAAAUUGACCUGAAUGCCUCUCUACCCAUCAACCCAACUAUCAUACGCAUCAUGAGAGUGCUGCGCAUCGCCAGAGUGUUGAAGCUGUUGAAGAUGGCCACAGGAAUGAGAUCUCUUCUGGAUACAGUAGUUCAAGCUUUACCGCAGGUUGGUAAUCUGGGUCUGCUUUUUAUGCUGCUGUUCUUCAUCUAUGCGGCACUGGGAGUUGAACUCUUUGGCAAACUUGAAUGCACUGAGGAGAGCCCAUGUGAGGGUUUGAGCCGACAUGCUACAUUUCAGAACUUCGGCAUGGCAUUCCUCACUCUGUUCCGCAUUUCCACGGGAGACAACUGGAACGGAAUCAUGAAGGAUACUCUGCGGGAAUGUAAAAAUGACAAAUGUCUGAGUUACCUUCCGCUUUUGUCACCUCUGUACUUUGUGACAUUUGUGCUGGUGGCACAGUUUGUGCUGGUGAAUGUUGUGGUCGCUGUGCUCAUGAAACAUUUAGAGGAAAGUAACAAAGAUGCCCGUGAGGAGGCAGAGAUGGAUGCGGAGUUGAAGGAGGAGCUUAAGGGUGGUCGCAGACAAAGCUCCGCCGCUAUGGGCGGAGUCAUUGGGCCGGAAGGUACAGCUGUUAAAAUGGAGACUCUCUCACAUGAACAGGGCAAAGACCCCAAUUAUGGCAACUUCCUGACAGUUGGGAGGCCGUCUAUGUCACGGAUGCUGUCCUUACCCAAUGACAGUUACAUGCUGUAUCCUGUUAAGCCUGUAUAUGGGUCCGUUCAUGAUAGAUUCUCCAGACAGGACUCUACACUACCAGGCUCCUCUCUCUCACUCGGGACCCAGUCCUGUGAAGAUAAUGCCGUAAUGCAGGUUCCAGGAACUGCAUCUCAGACGAGCCUGGCCUCCAUUCCUGCUCUCCACCCUCUAAACCGAAGAGCCAGAUCUAGUAAUGGCUUCAGAGCUCUAAAGAGACAGCAAGCAAUAAAGAGUGACUCCUUCGAUUCCACAAACGUUGACUCCAGAGACACCUUACAUAUCCCGAGCAAGCCCUGCUCCAGUGAUAAUCUCCUUCUCAAAGUACCCAUGAUGCCCCUCACCGGUGGAUCUGCCCCCUGUUCCCCCCAGGCCUCAGCCCCCGCUCGCCCCCGCAGCCGGACAGCGAGCGUACAGACAAACAGACAUGUGUACAGCCAGCGCAGCAUCCCCUGCCGAAACACAGCGCGCCAUACGCACUCCAUCAAAUCUCUGCCGGUAACGCACACACAUGCACAAACAGAGCUACGGGAUUCAGACGACUCGGCCCGACUCAACACCAACAUCACCCAAAGAAGAGCCUCUCGGUGUGGGGCACGCAGCCACAACCCACAUUUCUGUUCUGACACCCAGUCUCAGGACUCAUUGCACAGUGGGACGGCCCGUCAACCGGACACAAGUGCUCAUGGUCUACGGAAGCACAACAGUAUGGAGAAUAACGGCUUCCUAUCUCAGCUCCAAAUCCCUCGCCGUCACUCGACGCACGGCCUACUACUUCAACAGCAGACAAUUUCACCAUCACCCAAAAAGGAGAAAAUGAGCCCUCCGUGCAUCUCCAUCGACCCGCCUACCGAAGCGGUCGGACAGGAGCACAGCACGGUUCUGAGGAGGCGGACCCCAUCCUUUGAUUCCGCUCUACCACGGGACUCGCCGGAUCUUCCUGACGUGCAGGACCAACCUCUUUUGCCUAGUCGUUUGCCCCUCCCACAAUUCUCUUUUGACCAAUCAGAUGUAAGUUCCCUGAGUAGCCUGUCGGAACUGCUCUCGGAUAGUGACCAGUCGACGCGCUCCUUCCUUCCUGAGGCGCGGUCGGGGCUUGUGGGAGAGGCAGCUCAGAGUCACCUCAGGAAGAAGGUAUUGGUCAGAAUGGCCAGCACUAGGGAUCCAGGAAAUGAGGAUCCGGUGGCCUAGGGCCCGGGACACCGCGCAGGAAGCCACUCACCCAUUCCGCCUCUUCGCAAAGCAUUUUAAUAACAGGAAGAGGCGGUGUCGGCAAAAGUAUGCAAAUGUGUUUCUGAUGGAACUGAUCUUUUUUUGCCUGAUCAUAUUGAUUAGGGAACUUGUGUUAGUGUUCAUCAUCACAUACGUUGAAAUUGUGACAUCAUAUGAAAAUCCAUCACAGAACCAACUUGCAUUGUGGCAUAUAAUUAUUACUGCACAUGACGGUGCAAUUUUAACCCUCAUAUUUUGUUUGGGGUCUGAAAGGUUGAUCAUUAAAUCGUUUAAAAGGUGUAAUUUAAAUUUCUAAUGUAACCCUCGUUCCCUGAAGGAGGGAACGUCAGAUGUUACACUGAACGUGAGCGACUGAUAGGGAACUCUGUAAUGGCUGACAUAAUAUAUAAUAGACAAAAAUACAAUCUUUUGAAAUGGGAGACUUUUUGAAAUGAACCUUUAGACAAAAUAUUUUAUAAAGAAAAAACAUUGAAUUUGUAUUUUUGUUGAGUUUCAUGUUUGAUACAUCAGGCUUUUAUGAUAUAGAAAAAUCGAGCAAGAGAAAUUUGCAAUUUGGUGCAGUUGCUGAUAUUUAUAAGGUCAAUUAGAUUAUAUCUCCCGAUAAUAUGUACGAUUGUAUUUAAAUGCUUAGUUUUAUGAUCAAAGCUCUGUAGUUUUUAUUGUGGAAGCAAAAUAUGUUAUACAAUACAAUAAUGAAUGAGAGAUAAAUAAAAGC
Pimephales promelas (fathead minnow) is the source of this 7832-nucleotide messenger RNA. The record is from RefSeq and is a predicted model, not a curated record. Lineage: Eukaryota; Metazoa; Chordata; Actinopteri; Cypriniformes; Leuciscidae.